This is a messenger RNA of Drosophila santomea, 2330 nucleotides long. It is a transcript of the gene Sec10, whose product is annotated as exocyst complex component 5. The transcript has 6 exons. The coding region runs from base 97 to 2229 and encodes 710 amino acids. Lineage: Eukaryota; Metazoa; Arthropoda; Insecta; Diptera; Drosophilidae. Gene Ontology annotation, cellular component: exocyst; cytoplasm. Gene Ontology annotation, biological process: exocytosis; Golgi to plasma membrane transport. The record is from RefSeq and is a predicted model, not a curated record.
CUGAGCGGAAGCAACAAUAAUAUAGAAAGAAGAAGCACGAAAGAAACGCCUACUAAAUCAGAUCAUAAAAAUUCGAAAACUUUAUAAUACAUUAAAAUGCUAUCGCAAUACAUGGAGGAGUUUGAACAGGAACCCUUUGAGGUGGGCGAGUUCAUAGAACGACUUACCUGGCGCACCAACAAUGAGCUGCAAAACAGCGAGGACUUUCAUCCUGUGGCCCUGCACGAUACCUUCAUCCAGACCAUCAAGGACCUGAAGAUCCUGCAGGAGAAGCAGCAGAGCAAGUGCGAACGGCUAGAGGAGUCGCUGCGCCAGGAGAAGGAGUCGCACGCCAAAAAGAUUGGCAAGCUCCAAGAACGUCACCAAACGGCCAUUGAUGUGUUCGGCCAGCUGGACGAGAAAAUCAACUCGGUGGCCGGCAAGAUCAUGCACCUGGGCGAGCAGUUGGAGAAUGUGAACACUCCACGCAGUCGCUCAGUGGAGGCCCAAAAGUUACUCAAUUUUAUGUCCGAGUUUUUGGCCGCUGGCCCUGUGAUUGUCAACGAUAUUUUUGCGGAUGCCACACGAUUAAGUGAGGCCGCUGAUGUAAUUCAAAAGCUUUAUGCUAUCUCGCAGGAUCUGCCGCCCGGCAACUUUGCAGAGUCCAAAAGGAAAAUAGAAAAGAAAUACGACGAAGUCGAGCGGCGGUUGAUCGAAGAGUUUGCCACCGCCCAGAAGAGCGAGGACAUCGAGCGCAUGAAGACACUGGCCCAGAUCUUGUCCCAAUUCAAGGGUUACACCCAGUGUGUAGACGCCUACAUCGAGCAGAGCCAAAUGCAACCGUACAGCGGCAAAGACAUCUUUAUAGGCAUUGUUCCGUUGUGCAAACAUCACUACGAAAUAAUCCAGAAGGUGUUUGCCAAUCCGCAGCAGGUUAUGUCCAAGUUCAUACUUAACAUCUAUCAACUGAAGCUGCACCAGUACGCCAUGACUAAGUUAGAGGACAAAAAGGACGAGGAGAAAUACCUCCGGACCCUUUAUGAGUUAUACUCGCGCACACUGAAAUUGUCAACGGAUCUUCAAAUCUACAUGUCCACCAUCGACGACGACUUGCUACAGAAGCUGACACAGCAGAUUUUUAUGAAGCAUUUGGCCGGCUACGCUGAAAUGGAGACCAAGUGCCUGACAGCCAAGUGUUCCACAGAGCUGGAUAAGUUCUAUGCCAGCAAGAAACACCAAAAGACUGCAACCACUAAGGGCUUUCGCCGAAACAUGGAGGUGCUGAUAGCCACGCGAGCCAACAUUAAUAUUGCUGCCAUCGAGGACUAUGGCGGGGAGACGUUUCUGUCUGAGGAGCUGGCCAUCAACAUGCUGCAGGAGGCCAAGGCGUCGCUUAAGCGCUGUCGUCUGCUGUCCAACGAAACUGAGCUACCAGGCAAUGCUAUAAAGCUGAACGAUAUCCUUCUGCGUUUCCUGAUGCACGAGCACGUGGAUUACGCACUGGAGUUGGGUCUGCAGGCAGUGCCACUUGCCGAGGGUAGGGUCUUUCCCCAGCUCUACUUCUUUGAUGUGGUGCAAAAGACGAACAUCAUUGUUCAUCUGCUGGACAAGCUGUGCCACACAUCAGUCAUACCAUGUGUGAGUAAUACGCCUAAGUACUCGGACUAUGUGUUUAAAAAGCGUAUUCUGAUGGAGCAAAUCGAGACCAAGCUGGACCAGGGUCUGGACCGCUCCAUCAGCGCUGUUAUUGGCUGGGUCAAGGUGCAUUUGCAAUAUGAACAAAAGAAAACCGACUACAAGCCGGAAACUGACGUGGAUACCAUUUCUUCAGCGGCGUGCCUACAAGUCGUGCAGAAUCUGCAGCCAGUGAUUGUGCAGAUUAAAAAAUGUGUUGACGGUGAGAAUUUGCAGAAUGUUCUUACAGAGUUUGGAACUCGGUUGCACCGAGUGAUCUACGAUCACCUGCAGACCAUGCAGUUUAACACGGCUGGCGCCAUGUGCGCCAUCUGCGACGUGAACGAAUAUCGCAAGUGCAUUCGCGAGCUGGAUAGUCCGCUGGUUACGCAGCUGUUUGACAUACUGCAUGCAUUGUGCAAUUUACUACUCGUUAAGCCCCAAAACCUUCAAGAAGUUUGCACGGGUGACACCCUGAAUUAUUUGGACAAGUCGGUGGUGCGGCAAUUCAUUCAGCUGCGCACUGAUUUCAGGAUCAUCAAAAACACCAACUACCUGAAGGGUAUUAUUGAGUGAGGAGUUCGACCACCAGAAUGAUUCACAUUCCAAAAUUUUCCACCUAGCUGUCUACGGAUUAAAUUGAUUUAUUAAAGGGGACAUUAUCUAAUGAUAUUUAA